This is a messenger RNA of Haplochromis burtoni (Burton's mouthbrooder), 3720 nucleotides long. Its product is annotated as L-rhamnose-binding lectin SML. Lineage: Eukaryota; Metazoa; Chordata; Actinopteri; Cichliformes; Cichlidae. Gene Ontology annotation, molecular function: carbohydrate binding. The record is from RefSeq and is a predicted model, not a curated record. The transcript is spliced from 15 exons. Bases 2315 to 3559 code for a protein of 414 amino acids.
CUGUCAAAAACACAAUCCCCUCUUUUUAAACCCUUUCCAUGCGUAGUAUUAGUUCACUUGGCUACACAUAAAUACCCCAUCAGUACUUCUGAUCCUGGGAUCUCGUUGAUUGAUGCUGACAACUUAACUUUAAAUCUAAAGAAAAGCAAAUAUCGCAGUGAAUUGAUGCAACAUUUGCAGUGAGCCAGUUUUUUGUGUGUCUGAAUUAUUAAUAGCCUUUGAUAUCAUUGUUAUUCAUAGUUCCUGUCUCUGUGCUGUGUCAUGCUAUGUUCUCGCGUCUGUUCGUCCCCAGUUCAAAAAGCACAGCAGGUUCCACUUCAGCACUUUAACUGCUGUUUGCACUUGUGGGAACUGUGAGAAUAUAACUCCCCUCAGACGUGUCAAAGCAAAAGUAACGAGUCUGUUUUGAACAUGUAAGCAGUAGAAAGUGCAGAAAUGUGUGUACAAAUGUGGGGAGUAAAAGUACACUGACAAAGUAUUUGUAUUUCAUUACUUCCUUCUGGAUCAGAGAUGUCAAAGUCAUCUUACAUGGUGGGCCACAUACAGCUUUGAUCGACCAGUGAAAGUCGUCUUUGUGUCAGUUAAACAAGUUUAACUCUACAUUUAAUCCUGAAAUAUCUUAACAUAAGAAAAAGACGUUUCAGCAGCGUCUCAGUUUUUCUACAUGAUGAAGAAAUGCUGCUGCAGUAAAGACGUCUGUCAGCACGACUGUAAGAAAUAAAUGUGUGAUUACAGAGGAAGUUCUGGGAGCUGUCUGUCCAGACUGUCCUGUAAUUAUUAAACAAAGUUUCUGUUCACAGAAAAUGUUGUUGGAGCCGCUGUAAGAAACAGACAUUUCUAUAGUUUACAGAGGAAAAACUCUCAGUAAUUGUGAUUUUAUUACUCUGGUGCAGCAUGAAGGGCCGCGGGGGAAACUUAUAAACUUAUGGAAACACAAAAGUGCAAAAUGUAUCCCAUCCAUCACAUUUCCCAAAGCCAUCCAGUGGGUGGAGUAGUCGCCCGUCUAAUUUUGGCCCCCAGACCUUAUGUUUGACGCCCCUGACGUAGAUCGUCCUCCUCAGCACUUCUUCCACCGUUACACAGCAGCUCGGCUCUUUCCUCGUUUUAUUGACUUCCUUUGAGAAACUUAUGAAUCUCUUUCAGUUCUGCGCUUUUUAACAGAGCUGCUGACACAUUAUUCCAGCUGUCUGAUGAAUUCAUUUGGUUUUUAUGUAAUGAAAUUGCAAACGUGUCACUCUGUAACACUUUGUGCCGGGCUCCUUGUGUCUGCAGAGCGCCGAGGAGCCUGAUGAUGAUUCAGAGGUUUGCUGCUAGCUUUCACACAAACACACAGUGAUAGCGGUCGAGACACACAGAUACGUGUUUUCACAGCAGGAUGUGAUAUCCGUCUGUCACAGUGUUCAUGCAGCUGUUUCACAGAUAACCUCAGCUGCUGUUCUCCAUCCAAACACUGCCGGAGCCUUUAUUUAAGCGCUUGUUGCUGAUUGGACGUGGGCCUUUCACCUGCUCCACACUCUUAUUUUAAAUCCAGAGGUGACCACAGUUUGACUUUUAGCUCCUGGACUGUGGAACGGCCUCACUCGGCCCGUCGGGGUGAUUCUGUGAAAACCACCUUGUUUUAGUUUAUGCUUGAUUAUCGUGUCCUUCACUUCUGCACGUGAACGUGCGCUCGUGUUUGUGUCAGUAUGUUAAGACUGUGAAACACUGCGGCUGAACCGAGUGUUUCAGAGACGAUGACCAAAGCUCCGCGUGAAGGACGAGCUGCCAGCGGUCACGACGUCUCUUUUCUGUCACAUCGUGAUAAUUCUGAAUAAACGCUGAUGGUUAAUGAAACUGUACAACAGUCAUGGUUAAACUGAUGAUCACAGCUUGUUGACCGAAGGCCUUUUAACCACCUGUGAUGAUCUGAAUGCUGGGGGUGUCCCACAGUCCGAGGUGCAUUUAUGCAGCUUUUAAAAGGAUUUCCUUCUUUAACCGAUUCAACAUCUCAGUCUGAGAAAGAAAAGGCUGUUUUGUGUUGUGGCUCCAUCUUCUCGAGCCACGAUCCAGUUCAGGGUCGUGGGGGGGCCUUGAGCCGAUCCCGGCUGACACUGGGCGAGCUGCGAUUGGCUUCUAUAAUCGUUUCUUAUUGAUAGCAGUUUAGUUUUCUCCUUGGCUCUGCUGCACCUGAUAAGCAUCAGAUUCUCAUUUUUCCAUUGGCUGCUUGUUUUGCACGUCGGUAAAAGUUCUCAGCUAAACGGCGUAAAUACACCAAGGUCUCCGUCCGACCCGCCAUCGGCUCAGCUCGCCACCGACAACCAGACCUCCGAACACGAUGCUCUGCUCCGGACUCAGCAACACGCUGUUGCUGGCAGCAACAUGUUUACUCGCGAGUUCAGGUGUAACCCGGGCCAAACGUUUUGUCCCGUCCACUGCGACUGCCAUAUCCACCACCAGAGUGAUCACCUGCGACGGCCACCUGGUCCAGCACCUGUGCUGUGAGAGCGGCGUGAUCGUUGUGGAGUCAGUCGAGCACACAUGUGGAGAUGAAGAACACUGCUCUCAGCACCACAAACUGAAGGCCAUCAAGAAGAGCUGUGACGGAAAGAAAACGUGUGACAUAGACAUCCAGAUCUUUGGUACUCCUGUUCCCGGCGCCUGCAAAUACCUGGACACCACCUUCGCCUGCUUCCCAGCAGUCCACAGCACAGCGUGUGAAGGAUCCAACGCAAACCUUCGGUGUGAUGAAGGAGAGGCUAUAGUCGUGUACUGGGCUGACUACGGGCGCCGCGAUACGACCACAUGCUCUCAGCAUCGUCCAACCCACGAGAUCCAAAACGCCCAUUGCCCCAAUCCCACCGCUAAAGUCGCCGACAGCUGUAACGGGAAAAGCAGCUGCAUUAUUGAAGCGAGCAACUCAGUGUUUGGAGACCCGUGUCCAGGCACCUACAAGUACCUGGAGGUGGCCUACGACUGUGAGCUGCACACCGUAGCAUGUGAAGGGUCUCAGGCAAACCUUCAUUGUGAUGACGGACACGUUAUCGCCGUCCACUGGGCUAAUUACGGACGCCGCGAUACGACCACGUGCUCUUACCAGCGUCCAGAAUGUGAGAUCCAGAAUGCCCGAUGCAUCAAUCCCACGUCUAAAGUAGCUGACAGCUGUAACGGGAAAAGGAGCUGCAUUAUCGAAGCGAGCAACUCAGUGUUUGGAGACCCGUGUCCAGGCACCUACAAGUACCUGGAGGUGGCCUACGACUGUCCGUUCCACAGUAUCACAUGUGAACAUUCUUAUGCAAACCUUCAUUGUGAUGAAGGACACGUUAUAGUCGUCCUGUCGGCUGAAUACGGCCGCGAUGACUCGACCACGUGCUCUUACAAACGUCCUCCCGCUCAGCUCAGUAACACCCAGUGCUCAAUUCCCACCAGCAAAGUAGCCGAGAGCUGUAACGGCAGAAACAGCUGUUCCAUCAAAGUAAGGAACUCUAUGUUUGGAGACCCGUGUCCAGGCACCUACAAGUACCUGGAGGUGGUCUACACCUGCGAGAAUGUGAUUGAAGAAGAAAAUCCAUCAAAUCAAUAAAACACCAUGUUUGUGCUUCAAAUGGAACGAUUAUCCAAUCAGUAGUCAAUAAGUAGAUAAAUCCAAUGCAACACGUGGCCUGCAGGACAGUCGGGCUGUCGACAGAUGAUUGAACGUCUCGUAAUUUUUCCUUCUUAUUACGAAAUAAAAUUAAUCGACCA